UUCCUUACCCCCCAAAUGUUUCAAGCAUGCCCUGCCACCUCCUGCUCAAAGAACUCACUUUCCACAUUUGUUCAGGUCUCCCGCGAUCUCCAAGGCCUGAUGCGAGAGAGAUGAUACUGCUUUCAUUUGAGGCUCGCACUCCGAUUCGGGGAUGUAUGUGGUAGCCGUGUUGGUUUGAGCCCCAAAGAAAUGCAAAAAUCAAGAACUCUUGGUGCUCUAAAAUGAUCUUUUUGCAUCCUCUGAAGUGCGCAGGCGCACGCACGCCGUCACGCAGAUCCCCAUCCCUCUCUCGCCAUUCCCCUUCUCCCAUCGUUAAUUAGAAACCAUCAUCCUGUUGGUUUGCCAGCGCUGAGAAACUCUUCAAGGAAGUCGAGAGCACCUUCCUUCUGACAGACAUGACACACACGGGUCCAGAAAACUCAGAAACCUGUGCCACUCCAGACACCGACCAUGACCAAGAGUUGGCUCAAGAGUGCCACAGACUGAAAACUUUUGUCAGCUUUCCAAGUGGCUGUCCGGUCUCUGCAUCAACACUAGCACGAGCUGGUUUCUUUUACACGGGAGAGGGAGACAAAGUGAAGUGUUUCAGUUGUCAGGCAACUGUUGAAGGGUGGGAGCAUGGAGACUCGGCAGUAGGGAGACACAAAAAUAUUUCCUCAGACUGCAGCUUUCUUACUGGAUUUAACUGUUUGAAAAAUGAUAUGCAUCCUGCCCUCCAAAACUGCCAGCUCAGAAUUGAAAAUUGUUCUGGAAAUUCAAGCCUUCCACACACUUUUGACAGUGCAUCUGACCUAAGAGCAGAUUAUCUUCUGAGAACAGGGCAGGUUGUGGACAUGUCAGAUACCCUGUACCCUCGAAACCCUGCUAUGUGCAGUGAAGAAGCUAGGUUAAGGUCUUUUCACAACUGGCCAAACUAUGUACCAUUAACGCCAACGGAAUUAGCCAGGGCUGGGAUGUACUAUUCAGGUGUUGAUGAUCAAGUGGAAUGCUUUUGUUGUGGUGGAAAAUUGAAAAAUUGGGAACCUUGCGAUCGAGCUUUUUCAGAGCACAAGAGGCAUUUUCCCCGGUGCUUCUUUGUCUUGGGCCACAAUGUUGGAAACAUCCCAAGUGAAUCCAAUUGUGCCGAGGUCAGCAGGAAUAGUUCAUACGAUGCAGAUCAUCCAAGGAAUCCCUCUAUGGCAGAAUACGAUGUGCGGCUCAGGACAUUUUUGAAUUGGCAAUACCCAGUUAACAAGGAGCAACUUGCCAAAGCUGGGUUCUAUAGCAUAGGUAAUGGAGAUAGUGUCAAAUGCUUUCAUUGUGGUGAGGGACUGCAGGAGUGGAAGGAGGAUGAAGAUCCUUGGGAGCAACAUGCUAAAUGGUUUCCAGGAUGCAAAUAUCUGCUGGAAGAGAAGGGGCAAGAAUUUGUAAAUAAUGUUCACUUAACACAUACAUGGAGGGAUUCCACAAUAGAAGCUGCUGAAAAGACAUCACUUACAGAAGACAAAUUUUUACAGAGUCACUUGGUACAGAAUGCAAUGAGUAUGGGUUUCAAUUUGUCUGAGAUUAAGAACAUUAUAGAGAAGAAACUGCAGACAUCUGGAGAAAACUAUACCUCUGUUGAGGUUUUGGUCGCAGACUUAAUAAAUGCUCAGAGAGCAAAUGCACAAGAAGGAUCCAGUGAGAACCCACUGAUUAAAGAUCUUAGUGUGGAAGACAAGUUAAGACGUUUACAGGAGGAAAAGCUCUGUAAAAUCUGUAUGGAUAAAAACAUCUCUGUAGUUCUUAUUCCCUGUGGCCACCUGGUUGCUUGCAAGGAAUGUGCUGAAGUAGUUGUUAAAUGCCCCGUGUGUUGCACAGUUAUUACAAAAAGACAGAAAAUUUUUAUGUAUUAGUCAAAUGUACAGCGAGUGCUGCUUGUGCAAAUGGUUCCUAUUAUGUUGCUGAAAUCUUUGUAAAGCAUUAACUGACAGUCGGGAUGAUAAACAGUCUAGCGCGCAAACGUAUUUAGAGUGCCUCCGUUUGGGGAUAAUAGAAAGAAUAAAGCUUUAAUCAGUGCCCUAAAAUCUUAUGAAUCAGUAGUUAGAGGCUGCUGUAUUUAUGUGGUUUACAGCACUCGCAUUCAACUGGAACUUCUUUAUUCCUCUCCUCCGUUUAUGCCCUGUCAUUUUACUUGAGCUGACAGCUUAGAAUAUGACUCUGUUCUCUGAUUUUUAUAUAUCACACUCUCCUAGUUUGUUGCAUGUGCAUAAAUUUAAGUAUACUCAUAAAUGGCAUGGGAAACCUGAGUGCUUGAUUCACAAGGACAGUGUAGGCUGAAUUUGUAAGACUGCUUCUGUCAUUAGCCAACUUUCAGAGAGUGCAGAAUGUGGGCAAUAAACUUCAAAGGGCAAAUGACAAAUGGGGAAAAGUCCAGCCAUGUUUCUUUUGCUAUCAACUGUCUUAGAUUAUAUUUACUAAAGCUAGAAUAGUAAACCGUUAACCCCCAUUUGGGAGUGGCAUGAGGAGAUGGUAGGUUCGGGGGCAGUAACAUUUCAGUGACAGAAACAAAAUAGCUGACACUUUGUUUUGUUUUCAGUCUAAAAUUGAAACGACUGUCUAAUUUCCUCUCAAGGGUUAAUUUUCCUUCCAACUUGGUGAAACAGUCCAUUACGUAAUUUAUUUCUCUCCCAGGGGAAAAUAGCAUCUUUCUCGAAAUCUCAUAACCUCACUGACCCACUAACACUUACAGAUAUUUAAAAAUGAUUUGCAUGACAGAAUUAUGAAGAUAACUUCCAUGAUUUUUAAUUGGCUUUCAUAUAGUUGACCCCUUUCUAAAUGUGCAUCAACGCUUUCUGUCCAGUAAAAAAAAAAAAAAAA
Messenger RNA from Gavialis gangeticus (Gharial), 2838 nucleotides. It is a transcript of the gene XIAP, whose product is annotated as X-linked inhibitor of apoptosis. Gene Ontology annotation, cellular component: nucleus; cytoplasm; spindle microtubule. NCBI's taxonomy places the organism in Eukaryota, Metazoa, Chordata, Crocodylia, Gavialidae. The transcript has 7 exons. The record is from RefSeq and is a predicted model, not a curated record. The coding region runs from base 396 to 1874 and encodes 492 amino acids. Gene Ontology annotation, biological process: regulation of cell cycle.